CAGACAGCUGAGAGUCAGCCAGAGUCAACAUGCGAUGUCAACUGAGCCGUAAGCAACCGGCGAUUUUGUUGGUGCGCGCGGACAGAUUCGAUUCGACUUUUCAGCCGUUUAGAUCGUUGGCGCGGAAGAAAAUUCAGUGAAACAUUUUGUGGUUGGGGGAGAGAAGAAGUAUGUGUGAUUAUUUUUCGGUCUAACGAGUUGUGUGUGGGAUGUUUUCCGUAAAAUUUUAGAACAUCUAUAAAAAAAAGUGUGUUUAAUUAUAGAAAAAAAAAUGUCACAACAUAUAAAUCAGUGAAGCGAAAGGGAAUUUAGAGAAAAGUAAAUAAAAGUGGGCGACGAAGGAUUAAAGUUGAAAUGAUCGAAGAGUUGCGCGACUGGGGGGAAUUCGAGCAGAAUUAAUGUCAAAUAUUUAAAUGAAAUAAAAGUCAAGUAAGAGUGAAUAUUGAAAAGUUGUGUGGAUGCUAAACAAUUUAUGCAAGUGAAUUUUUGAGAAAUUGCGCAAGAAUUAAUUGUUAAACCCAAAACUGUGCAGUGAAAAUUGCGCACUUUAGCAAAAGGGCGAAGUGAUAAAAUAAUUUAUUGGCUUAUUAUCAGCUGCGCAGUUAAAGUAUAAAGUAAAUUUCGUGAAAAAAUAUUUAUUUGUAUUUUGUUCAUGUUAUUAAUAUUUAUAUUGUGGAAAAAUGCAUUGGAACGCCAGACAACCGGCUCGUGCGCUUGACAAUUGCAAUUACCUGGUGUGUUCAUAAACUACUGACAAUAACAACAAAAACCACACAAAAUAAAAUUAACAACAAUAAAAGUUAAAAGCAAUCGUUUUUAAAUAGCCUGAAAUACCCAAAAGAAAACAAAUAAAAAUACAAGCGAAGUAAAACGGGGGAAAUGUAAGCAAAGCGACAGCAAAAUUCGAAAAAUUAAAAGAAAAUUAAUUAUUUACAAAAUAGCAGUAACUAGUUUUAACCUUAAAAGAGAUACAUAUUUGCAACACUUUUUCUGGUCACUUGCAUAUGAAUUAAAUAAAUUGAGUAAAUUAACACAAAAUACUUGUAUUAUUACAAAGUGUCUACGAAAUUAAUAUUCGCCAGCGUUUUGUUGACAGAAAGCAGCAGUUGCGAAAAUCUUUACAAUUCAGAAAACACAAAAACAACAAGUUAAUGCGUGCAACCCUUCCGGCGACAACAACACGACCAAAGUGGACAUUUUAAUCCGCGCACGGGUAUUAAUGUGUAUUAGGAGCAGCAGCAACAGCGUAGUACUUAGUUAAGAGUUGAGCAAAAUGAAUCGUUUACGCACGCAAAAAUUCAAAGUAAAUGCGGAAAAUAGCAAUAACAAUAACAACACCAACAAUGAGAAUAACAAUAGUGCCAGUAACAACAAUGUGAGCGGUUUACUGCCAACGAGCAGUCUGCUGAACAAACUAACGAAGCGUUACUCGACGCUGAGCCAUCGCAUUACACGGCGACAUCAUGCCGGCCGCAAAGGCAGUUCGCCACAGAAAGUGGCCUCAGGCAGUUACGAUAUGACCGGCGCGCAUUCGGAUGAUCAUCGUUUGGAAAUCGGUGCACCAGUGCUGAUAUCGACAACGACACUGGAUGCGGAUCGUUUUGAUGUGAGUGAGGAGCGUCUGCGACAGAUUGGUGGUGGCAUAGCGGCGACCAGCACCAUGGUGCGUACAAUCAAUAUACACUCUUCGCCGCAAAUGCCGUCGUCAGGCAGCGAGACGGAAGUGUAUGCCGAUGCCUUAAGUACACCGCCAGUCGUUGAUGAACCAGCUGAAUCGGCUGGUGUUGAGGAGGAGGAACAUUACGAACUGGCAUCGGCCGGAACACCAAAGCUCACAAUCGAGCCUGUAGAUCCAGAUGCUGAUCUCAAUGCGCGUUUGUUAUUGAAAUUACCUAUAUUUCCUGUGCCAGAGAUGAACACGCAAAAUGUAUCAUCCACAUCGGUCGAAUCGCCUGCAAGCAGUGUGGAACAGUGCACUCUGGCUGUGGCAGCCGUUGAAAAGGUGUUGUCGUCACCUAAACCGCGCAUACCGACGCCACCACCCAAAUUACGUCGUCGCCAACACUCGAAAUCAGCGCAGAACCUACACCGCGCCGAGAUGAAGAUCUUUCUCGAGAAAACGCCAUCCAUGACUUUGGAUAUGAGUUUGACUACAGCAGAUCUUGAAAACUGUCGUGACUUACCACGUUUGCCGGAGCUCUUUGGCGUUAGCAAGUGUAGCCUUGCGCCUAGUGAUUAUGAGGGCAAUGAGGCUGAUAAAGAAAACUCAUCUCCGUCUUUGGAGUUGUCACCGCCACAAUGCAAAAGUGAUCCGAAUACGCCAAUGUGCGCUGAGCAAAAGGUAUGUGGCUAUCUCUCGCAACAGCUGCACUUCAAGAGCGUUGAUUCGUUAGAUAUGCGUCACACGAAUGGCAAACGUCGCAGUGUUGUCUUCUCCAGCAACGCUUCGAUCAAUCAGCAUGGCUCGAAAAACAGUCUGACGAGUCACGCCAGCACCAUUGAAGAGUUCGAUUUGAAGUCGGUGAGCUGUCAAAGUCUGAAUGCGCAAAAUCUGUUUGUCUCCAUUGAUGAACUCAACGAGAUCACGCGCCAAAUUAACGAGUCCGAGGAGUUCAAUGAUGAUAUCGAUUUGGAAUAUUGCCUACACCGUGACAACCUCAAGCCCAGCGAACGCCGCAUUACGCUCUUGAAGAAUAAAAACUCGCGUCUUAUCAGUUUCAAUAAUAAUAAAGAAAAGCUUAAGAAAGGUUGGCAUGGCGUUAAGAACUGGAUUGGCGAGGAGAGCACAAAGUUGAAGGAAGUGGUGCAGAAGCAGGCGAAUUUACAACGCGUCGCCACCUCUAAGCUCAGUCUCAACAAUUCUGAGUGUCGUCAAUCGCCAUCGGUGCACGGUAGUGUGUUAUUGCGUGGUGGUGAUAGUCGGGUGGGUAUGCCGGUGCUGCGCGACAGUGACACGAGUGUCGUUAGUAUCAAUCUGCAGCAGUCACAUGGUGCCACGGUCAGCACAGUAACCAGUCCAACGUCUGCCUUUGGCGUGAGUACUGAUGAUUUGGUGGAUGGUAGUGGUGCUGGAGAUGUUAGCGGUGGUGCUAAUGUUGAAAAUGAGGAGGAUUUGGAGUCAUCGUUUACGCAACGACCAGCUGAUGAAACACCAACAGUCGCGAAGUUAUUGGAGGGCCAAAAUGGCUUCGAAGAAUUGCGACGCUACGUGAAACAAGGUGGUGACUUCGGAAAGGAGCUGGUAAUGAUACUACAAGAAAGAGUUGAGUCUGAGACAUUAUACUCGAAAUCUCUCUCGAAAAUGGCCAACAAAUUGAACAAAGCUUGUCGUGAACUGCCCGGCAGCAUAGCCGAUGCUUGGCGUGGUGUUGCUACCGAAAUGGAGAAUCGCAGCGAUAUUCAUCGCCAGCUGUCGGCUUCGCUUACAGAUGAAAUUGUCAAACCACUCAAGAAUAUAGUCGAUGCACAUCACAAAACCAGAAAGUCGGUUGAGAGCAACGUGGACAAGGCCGCGCGCACGCUAGCCGAGUGGCGUGUCAGCGAGUCGAAGGCCAAAAAAUCGUCACACACAGCUGCUCGCGAAAAUGAAAAACUACAGGAUGCCUUACUGGACGUACGAAUACAGAAAUCGCCAUCCAUUGCUCUGCUACAUCAAGGCCCUAAUAAGCUUGCUGCCGAAAAGGAAAUCAGAUCAGCUGAGAAAGAUUGCGCUAAAUUGGAUAGCAAACGUAAGAAGGCCGAGGAGGCUGUCAAACGCGCUGACGUCGAAUACUAUACGCUCUGCAUACGCGCCGAACGCGCUCGUGUCGAUUGGGAGAUGGCAGUGUUGCGCGGCUCCUCUUUGCUGCAGAAUAUCGAAAACCAGCGUUUGGUCAAUAUGAAAAAUUUCAUUGCAAAUUAUUCGCGUCUCACAUCCAAUAUGAAUCCCAUAUUGGAUGGUUUAAUGCAACGUUUGCAGCCCCAAGUCGAGGCCUGCAAUGUGUUGAAAGAUAUGCAAGUAGUUAAGAAUAUACGUCGUAAUUCUGAGGGUCCCAGCGAACAAUUGUUGCCUGAUUUCUAUUGUGAACACACCACAUUGGCUAUGAAUCGGGAGCGACGCAAGCAUGCCCUUAUCAAGCUGCUGCAGUUGGUCAAGGCGGACUUAGAGCGUGAGCGACGCUCACGUAAUGGACUAAAGGGUCUUUCCCAGUCGUUGAACAACCAAGAGAAUCAAAAUAUCACCGACAAGUUGUAUCACAUACGCUCGAUGCUGACCUAUUUGGAGGGUGCACGCUUCAAAUUGCACUCAGCACUAUUGGAAUUGGAUCACAAGCCGAGAUCGUCACAUCCACUGGCACAACAUAUACAGGUUACACGCGAUCGCACCGGCCUACAACAGAGCGUACUCAAAGUGCCGCUCUGGCUUAAGAACAACGAUCGCAUGAGUCAAGACGACAACGCGUCGGUGCAAGAAAACGAAUACGAAUGCGUAAACCAAACGUCAAAUAUAUCCAAUGCCAGCUGUACCGAUCUCAGCAAGGAUAUACUCGUGCGUAAAUUCAGUCGCAGCAAGAGCAACAUUGAAACGCUAAGCAACAAGACACAGCUUUGCAUUACCAGCAUUGAUAAGACAAAGACAAUACCAGCGAAUAUCGACAAUGAUCCGUACAGUGAUCGUGGCCAGGCCGAUGGCGGUUCGAAUCAACAGGAUUCGGAUUUCGAUGAAUUCAGCUCGCAGGAUGAUGACGAUGAGCAAACGACCACCACAAACAGUUCGGGACGCAAAGAACACAAAGCGAUUAUCGAGAAGAGCACAAUGUUGGCGAACGGCACAGCCACGGCCAUGUCUAAUGGUGCGGCGACGACGCCUACAAUCUACCAAAAUGCGGCAGAGCUACAUAACGGACAGAGCAAUAUGAACGGCAAUGCGAAUGCGAAUGGCGGCGCACCCAUUAUACUGAGUCGUUGCAAAGCCUUAUACAGUUAUACACCGAAAUUGUAUGACGAGCUGGAGUUGACGCCGGGCGAUAUUAUCGAGGUGCACGCCAAGCAGGAGGAUGGCUGGUGGCUGGGCGCCUUAGGCAAUCACGUGGGCAUCUUCCCGGCGACUUAUGUGGAGGAAUUCGCUUGAAGAGUGUAGUUUAGGAGUUAUUAUUACAAGUAGGUGUAAAGCAAAAUGUGCGGUUGCAAGUGUGUGGUCUAAGCGUACUCAGCGGACAAGUAUAUGUAUGUAUAUAUCAGAGCAUGCACGAAGGCAGACGUUACGCGCAACGCAGUGAGAACGUUUUCCGUAUUAAACGCCUUAUCAUAAGCAAUAACUUGUCUUCCCUACGACUGCCAAACAGGGUUCAAAAUUGGAGCUCUAAAGUUAUGAGAAAAUCAAUAAAAGUUAGCUUGACACUCUCAAAUUAGUACUAGGAAAGCAGAGGGCAAGCAACACGGAGUUGUUUGCGCGCCAAAAUGGUUUUCGAGAUAUGCAAAAAUAAUAUACACAGAAAUAAUAACAUUUGAGCCAUUUCUCUGGCGAGCUAGCGAAUCUGAUUCGUCAUUAAUUUAUAAAAAUGCAUAAACUCUGUUCAAUUUCCUCUUUUUUUUUUUUGUUUCAAAAAGUAAUUUUAACAUUUAGUUUUAAUGCAGCUUAAGUUGUUAAAUUGAUUUACUUAUAUAUUGCUUAUUAUGUAUGUAUUUAUAAUCGAAAAAGUGUAUAACUUACUAGAACCCGCUCAAUAAAAAAUAUGUGUAACCAGCCAACAACUUAGAGCACAUUCAUGCAUAAAAAAGCUGCGAAUUGAGCGUUAGCGGUGUCAAAAAACAACAAAACAAUAAAACAUUGAGCCACAUAACGGCAAAGUGCUUGAAGUCAUUUAUAUUGCAACAAACAUAUUAUGUUACAUAUAUAUUAUUAGUGCAAGCUUACGUAUAUUAAUAU
Messenger RNA from Bactrocera oleae (olive fruit fly), 5908 nucleotides. RefSeq names its product Nostrin (gene Nost). Gene Ontology annotation, cellular component: plasma membrane; cytoplasm. The record is from RefSeq and is a predicted model, not a curated record. NCBI's taxonomy places the organism in Eukaryota, Metazoa, Arthropoda, Insecta, Diptera, Tephritidae. Gene Ontology annotation, molecular function: protein binding.